Messenger RNA from Cicer arietinum (chickpea), 2843 nucleotides. RefSeq lists its product as uncharacterized. The record is from RefSeq and is a predicted model, not a curated record. NCBI's taxonomy places the organism in Eukaryota, Viridiplantae, Streptophyta, Magnoliopsida, Fabales, Fabaceae.
CUGAGAUUGUUAGCCCAAAAUAGUCUUUCUUGAAGAUAGUGAAGUUGGCCACUUCAAAACCCUUUUAAUAAAUAAGAUUGAACCAGUGUCUUUUUUCUUCUUCUUCUCUUUUAGCAACCUUGGAUCUCUAGAGCCUUUAUAAGGUUAUUUUUCCACUUUUGGAUGUUUUGACAUUUGCCAAAAGGCAAACCUUUACAAAAGCCUAAGGAGCAUAGCACAACACUAUAAUCAUAUAGCAUUUAAUCACUGGAGUGUUAGUCAAAAAGAAAAAGCCUCAUUAGUCAAAACCCUUCAUUCUUUACUCUCCAUAAGUGCUUUUAGUUUGGUUAUCUUUUUGCACAGUUCCAUUAACAGUUCUGUUUAAGUUUUAAGCUUUAUUUAGUUGCAAUCAAACUGAAAGGGAACUUUUAUUUUGUAUUCUGAAAUGCAACAAGAGUACAAGACAAGUCAAGUGUAGUGAAGAUUCUGGAAUGGGGCUUGAAGGUUUAAUUCCAAGGCACAAACGUUCAAAGAGCUUUCCUGAUAAGAAAACAGUUGUGGAGGAUAAUAGUCCAUAUAGCAUUGAGACUUCAGAUCAAACAAAGCUGGAUUCAGGUUACGUCACAGAAUGCAGCGAAGCUCGGAAAAAACAAACGCCUAUGAAUAAUGUUCGACAUACUCUGAAGCAAGAGAUUCUUCAAUUGGAGAAAAGACUCGAAGACCAGUUUAAGGUCCGGUGCACGUUAGAGAAGGCACUUGGAUACAGACCUAUGUCUCUUGUUAAUACAAAUGACAUGACAGUACCCAAGCCAACAAUGGAAUUAAUUAAAGAAAUUGCAGUUUUAGAGUUAGAAGUUGUAUAUUUGGAACAACAUCUUCUGUCCUUGUACCGUAAAGCAUUCGAACAACAACUAACCCCCGUGACACCAUCUACCAUGAGCGAAAGCGAAAAGUCUCCUCAGCUAACAACACCUAUAACAAGAUUCCUUGAAGUUUCUACACCUGAGGUCUUAACCAAAAGAGGAUGUUCUGCUAUACAAUGUUUUGAUCAUGAGCUUCAUACUCUUCAAGAGGAAUGUAAUGGAUAUGAAAUUGAGACUCCCGAGAAAGAACACAGUGCAAAUCAUCCAGAUGAAAAGCAUUUAGAUUCUGGUGUACAUCGUUGUCAGUCCUCGUUAUCCCAAUAUUCAGCAUUUACAGCAAGAAUAUCACCUCCAGAAGAAGUUUCGACCGAAUCUCUACGCGCCUGUCAUUCCCAACCCUUGUCCACGAUGGAGUUCGUCGAAAAUGUUGACGCUUCAGCAAAAAUAAUCAGUCUAGCAGAACAUCUCGGUACCCGAAUAUCCGAUCAUAUUCCGGAGACAGCUAAUAGGCUUUCUGAGGAUAUGGUUAAAUGUAUAUCAGCUAUAUAUUAUAAACUUGCUGACCCACCGGUAACAAAUCCCAGCCUUUCGUCUCCGAGUUCUUCAACAAGUGCCUUUUCUAUUGGAGAUCAAGGAGACAUGUGGAGUCCUGGGUUCAAGAAUAAUUCCUCUUUUGAUGUACAGUUAGAAAAUCCUUUUCAUGUUGAAGGACUCAAGGAGUUUAGUGGCCCUUAUAGCGCCAUGGUUGAGGUAUCAUGGAUUUAUAAAGAGAAUCAGAAAUUGGGUGAUACAGAGAAGUUGCUCCAGAAUUUCAGGUCACUUAUUUGUCAACUAGAAGAAGUAAAUCCUGCAAAGCUGAAACACGAUGAGAAGCUAGCUUUUUGGAUCAAUGUACACAAUGCUUUAGUGAUGCAUGCUUUUUUAGCUUAUGGAAUUCCACAAAACAAUGUGAAAAGAGUCUUUCUUCUGUUAAAGGCUGCAUAUAAUAUCGGUGGUCAUACAGUCAGUGCAGACACAAUACAGAAUACUAUACUCGGGUGUCGAAUGUCUCGUCCUGCACAGUGGUUCCGCGUGUUCUUUUCUUCGAAGAUGAAAUUCAAAGCUGGAGAUGGACGACAAGCAUAUGCAAUUGAGCAGCCUGAGCCUCUUCUACACUUUGCACUUUGUUCAGGAAACCACUCUGAUCCGGCGGUACGCAUAUAUACCCCGAAGAGAGUGUUUCAAGAACUAGAAGUUGCAAAGGAAGAGUACAUUAGAGCCACCUUCGGCAUACGCAAAGACCAGAAAAUACUUCUACCUAAGAUUGUAGAUUCAUUCUCCAAGGAUUCGGGUUUGUGCCAUGCUGAUGUUAUAGAGAUGAUCCAACAUUCUCUACCUGAAUCCCUGAGAAAGAGUGUUAAGAAAUUUCAUCUUGCAAAAUCUGCGAAGAGCAUUGAAUGGAUUCCGCACAACUUUACUUUCCGAUAUCUCCUACCUAAGGAGCUGGUAAAAUAAUUAUUUGGUAGCUCAAUUGUUAUGUAUUCUUUUGUACAAAAUUGACAAGGUAGAAACAACAGACUGUUUGCUUUGUAAAAAUAUUUUCUAUUUUCAUUUCAUAAAACCUAUGUUAAUUUUAUUUGUUAACAAAGAUGUGAGACUCAUGAAGUGAUCUAUAUAUUUGUAUUUUCAGAAACAAUGAGAAGGCCAAAUAAUUAUUUUCAUUAUUUUUAAAAAUGCAUCAUCUUUAGCUAGCAUUUAAUCUUCUCUCUACCACAAUGAUCCACUUCACGAGUCUCACAAGAUAAAAUUAACACAAGUUUUAAGAAAUGACUUAGUAAACGGGCUCUAAUAUUGAUUGCAAUGUGUAGUAGUAGUAUUUUGCAUCUGUAAUAUGUCUUGCCAUGUUAUUUUAUUGUAGUAUAUGUAACUGUUGUAGUCUAUGAGAAGAGUUGAAAUUCUGCUAUAAGCAGUGUAAAUAAUUUGUUGUUACAAUCAAAUCAAUUGGAUUUCUUUGCUCUUCAA